Portunus trituberculatus (swimming crab) is the source of this 5921-nucleotide messenger RNA. Its product is annotated as 2-acylglycerol O-acyltransferase 1-like. Gene Ontology annotation, cellular component: endoplasmic reticulum membrane. Gene Ontology annotation, molecular function: diacylglycerol O-acyltransferase activity. The transcript has 9 exons. Bases 223 to 1602 code for a protein of 459 amino acids. Gene Ontology annotation, biological process: triglyceride biosynthetic process. NCBI's taxonomy places the organism in Eukaryota, Metazoa, Arthropoda, Malacostraca, Decapoda, Portunidae. The record is from RefSeq and is a predicted model, not a curated record.
ACGCUUCGGGUCCGAACAAGUGGACAACAACAACAAGGCGGAUCAGCUGUGACUCCUUCCAGCCUUCCACCUGCACUUUAUUCCCUUCAUUUCCCCACUACUCAGACGGUGGGCAGUGAAGGUGAGACGUGGCGGUGUGGAGGAGGCGGGAGGCUGCUGACCAGGCGCUGACAGGACACAGAACAGGCUGACAGAGAGUGUGACAGUGCUGCUCCACUAAACAUGGACGGGUGCAAGGUUGCCACUGCUCCUGACACUGGCAUGGAGGCUCCGUUGGGACCUCAGAGCACCCUGAAGGAAGACAUGGUGAGUCAGAGGGUGGAGGAAAUAACACCCAAUGGAGAACAUAAAGCCCCAUCUGAACCACCUGCUGCUGUCAAGAAUGAACCCAAGGAGCAGAAUGGUGUGAAGCAUGAGGGGAGCUCUAAGAAUGAUACCAAGAGUGAGGAAUCAGAUGAAGACCUCAAGAAGUACAACAGGAAGAUCCCCGAAGAACGUUCUGCCGUCAAGAAAGAUGAGAUAGAUGCACAUUUUGACAGACUGCCCUGGGUGGUGGGUGCGCUGGCCCGUGUCCUCAACCUUGGCAUCAGCUGUGGGCCACAGUUUGCUCCCAUCAACAUUCCAAUCCGUCGCCGCAAGCAGACCUUUGCUGUGCUCUUCUGGAUGUCCACCUUCCUCUUCAUGGGUGCUGGAUCUCUCCUGUUACUCCUCUACCUGUUCUUCUAUACUCAAUACUGGUGGGUGUCCCUGUGUUACCUGACCUGGUUCCUUGGCGACCGCUCCAUCUGCAACCGUGGUGGACGCAGAGUGGAGUGGGUGCGACGACUACCACUGUGGAAGCACUACCGUGACUUCUUCCCCAUCCAUCUGAUCAAGACCUGUGAGCUGGACCCCUCCAAGAACUACAUCAUGGGCUACCAUCCUCACGGCAUCCUCUCCGCCGGCGCCUUCUGCAACUUUGCCACCGAGGGCACAAACUUCAGCAAGAACUUUCCGGGCUUCACUCCCCACCUACUUACUCUGGAGGGACACUUCCUCCUUCCCUUCUACAGAGAGUUCUUCAUGGCCUCGGGUGCUGUGAGUGCCACCCGGGAGAGCAUGGACUAUCUGCUAGGCCGGGAGGGGACGGGCCGUGCCCUCUGCCUCGUGGUGGGAGGAGCCAAGGAGUCCCUGGACUGUCACCCUGGAGAAGUUUGUCUCCAUCUCAGCAAGCGCAAAGGAUUUUGCAAAAUGGCUCUGAGACACGGGGCCUCACUUGUACCAAUGUUUUCCUUCGGGGAGAAUGAAAUCUAUGACCAAGUUGCUAACCCAGAGGGCUCCCUCAUCCGCCGCUUCCAGAACUUCCUGCAGAGCAUCAUUGGCCUGGCGCCUUGUUUGUUCAUCGGACGUGGUAUCUUCCAGUACAGUUUUGGCAUCGUUCCCUUCCGCAAACCCAUCUACACUGUGGUUGGGACCCCCAUAGAUGUGCCACAAGUGAAGAUGCCCACCAAAGAGCAGAUUGUGGCACUGCAUGAGAAGUAUGUGAAGGCAGUGGUGGACCUCUACAACAAGUACAAACACAAGUACUCUGAGUUUCCUGAGUGUGAGAUCAAGAUUGUCUGAAUGAACUCCCCCACUCUCUACACUGCUACCUUGAUGAUGUAGAAUAGAGCUGUUGUCCAAGGUGUCUUAUACUACUUCUACUACUAUUACUACUACUACUUUCCAGAAACAUACAUAAGGUAAGCAUUUAAAAUUGUGAUAACCCAUUUCAUUCAUGCACCUGAUAACUGUCAUUAUCAUAUAGACAUAUACAAACUUGUCACAGUGAUUUAUAUAUAUAUAUAUAUAUAUAUAUAUAUAUAUAUAUAUAUAUAUAUAUAUAUAUAUAUAUAUAUAUAUAUAUAUAUAUAUAUAUAUAUAUAACAAUUUGACUAACUCUGUGACUGCUGUACUAGUUCAUGUCACAAAUCUUGAUGUAUUAUUUGUGUUCAUUGCAUAUUAUGGGAGCAUUUUGUUUAUUGUGUUCAUGCUUAUUGGUUCCAAAAGCAGGGCUAACAUGUUUGUGUUCUGUUGAUGUUCAACACGCUAUGCCACUUAUUUUAAGAGGAAACCAAAGUUAUUUGAAUGGUAGGAUAUGGAGACAAAUAUUUAUGUCUGCUCACUUCACCUGGUGUCUUGUAGAGGCACCUCAUGCUGGUGUGACAGGCAGAGAAAGAUUCUUUAGACUGUGUGAAUAUUGAAUUAUAAAAUGAGAUGAAAGGAAGUACUCUUAAAUGAUUAAGUUGUUGAGACUGGUGAAGCUAUUAAAUGUUUCUUCAGUGUUUUUAGUAAUGGCUUCAUUUUAUGGCUGCUUUUAGGUUUUUAUGAUAGUUUUGCUGAUCAUUCUUUUGAUAUUUGACUAAUUCAUGACAAAUGUAGUCUGAAUUUCUUUAACAUUUACUCAGGAUGGCUUCCACAGAAUUGCUUCCAGCUAAGUUAGUGAGUACUGACCUGUGUUAUGCCACUGUUGUCAGCUGUCAUAUCAGAUUGCUCAGAAAAUGCUGCAUGUAUCAUUGGACAAGAAAUGCAUUUGUUGGUCAAUUUUGUGAUGCAAAUGUUUGUUUCCCAUGAGUUUGCUUUUACAAACUUGGUGUUGAGGUGUGCAGGACAGGCAGGAACCGCACAACAGACUGACAUAUGAUGGGCAGUGAGUUUCUGGAACACAAAGUUGGUUUCUCUUCUAGUACUAUGGAGCACAAACUAAAAUAUGAAAUUUGAGCUUUUGUCAGUCAUAUCUGGUUUUGUUUAUAGUAUGCAGUAUGAAAGUACUUCUGUAUUACAGUACUGUCUUAUACAAGUGUUUGAUUUUUACAAUGUAGCAAUUAUCUUUGUUACACUUUACUUAUAUUAUCCCCCUGCCUUUAAAAUGGUGAUAUAUAGAGAGCUUUUUAGUAAAAUAUUUAUUACAGAGAAUGAAAUUAAAAAUUAAAGCAUCAGGCAAUCAUUCAAUGUAUAUAUGUGUAUAUCUAAAUAGCCAGUUAUAUACUAGUCUGAUGUAUUCUUAAAGAAGCAUUAGUCAAGACAGAGUGAUUAUAUACAUAGAUUUACAAACACCCUUGCAUUCUGGCCACUAGACCAUUCUGGAAUGAGGAUCAGAUUGAGGUACAGUAGGUAUCUAUUUGAAUAUAUCAUGUAUAAUAAUAAUUUGUCUUACUUUGACUGGAGAGUUGUCAGUAGUAAUUUCUCAGGUAGAGCUGUGAGGCUGAUUCCUUAAUCCUUGUCAGUGCAGUGGUACCUGUGGAAAGGAGACUAUCAUUUCAAUAUGGCAUGAAGUUUAGUGAAAUGUAUUCAUGUUUACUCAAGUAUAAAGUUAUAGGGAUUAUUUUAUUGUCUUUCACCUGCCUGUUGCAAGAACUUACCUAUACCUGUAAAGUUAUCUUGACAUCAGCACUGCUUGGUGACUGUGUACAUAGCAGUGCUUCUUCUAAUUAUUUGUGCCAAAUUUUAUUCGCUGAGGGAGGAAAAUGUUAAUGUCAGGCAAAGAUAACAGAUGUUUACAUAGAUUUUAUUAGUGUAAAAGGUAAUUUGAGUAGUAUUUGAGUGAAAUGAAAGCACCAGUUAAAGAAGUUUUCUUGGAAGGUGUAAGGAUAUAACAAAUUAGUUCAUGUGUGGAAAAGCCACUAUGUAUAGAAUAAUAGUAGAAGAGGAAGAUUCAGAUAAUUGAGAACAGAGUGUUUUGAUAGAGGUGGAAGUUCUUUAGCUGUGGUGACUACUCCUUGAGGGAUGUUCCCAGAGGAAGCAGAGUGGCAGAAAGAAGUAUAUAUGUAGAUGAUCUGUUUAAUGGAUGUGAAAAUAUAUUACAGGAAAUAUGUUUGGUACCAUAAGAUUGGAUGAAAUUUUUACUGCAUUUAUCUAGAAAUUUCAUAAGCUAUGCUUAGUUUUGUCAUUGGUUUACAAUUACUUUAAGUAAUAUUUAAUAAUUACUACUUAACUAGCUAGCAAUCCUUUAUUGUAUUUUAUGUAUCAAUAACUGCAGAUCAUUCAUUGUUAUGAUACACAAUGUGUGUGUGUUGAAUGACAAGAUUUUUUUCUUCUAAAUUGUGGGAGUAGAAGUUUGAUUCCUGUGCAAGUGUUUGUGAUAAGUCUCGGUCAUCAGUUUUCAGCUAGCUGUCAGUAGGUCCACUACAAUACAUUAUUAUUAAUUGUGUAUGCAUAUGAUAAAUAAGCCAGUAGGCUUUGUUACUUAGUACUUGGUGAACUUUUAAUCCACAGAUGUAUUACUUCUUUCACUGAUAUCCUUUAAUGCCCUGACCUAUACUGUACCUACCUCUCUUGCCUAGUCCUGUACCCAGGUUUAUAAGUGAUAAUUUACUAUUAGGAAUGUUAUGUGUGGCUCUGUACCAUGACCCAUGCUUAGUUGUUUGAAGUAUUUUGCUGUCAUAUUAUAUCCACUGAAGCAAGCACAACUUUGGCAUACAAGAAGAAAGAUAGAAGUAAAGCAACAGAUAAGAAAAUGUUAAUAUUCUAUUAUUUCGUAAAUGUACAAUACGUACCUACUAACCAAAGUUUCAACUACAGAGGAGAGCAAAACUAUUACUUUUUUUGUCAUGUGUCGUUGCAUAUGUCGUAAGUGUACGCAGUUAAUGGAUAAAUAGAUUUACUGUUUGCAUGAGGAUGGUGUCACACGUGUAGCAGUGUUUAGGUCGUAUAUAACGUGGUGAUGUCAAGAAUCAAGACGUGUUCAGCAUUACGUAGGUGGCAGACUAUCCAUCAUUCGGACAAGACACACUGAAUUACUGUCACCUUUAGUUGAGUGGUCGCGUCUGGCGUACGCGAGUCACAAAGUCAGGAUAGAAGUUAUGAAUAUGGUGCACUGCUUAGAUGAACAGUAAGAGAGUAAAGUACUGUUGAGUUGAUGGAUGCACAGUACUCAGGCAUAAGAAAUCUCGGUGUGAUAUCUUAAGGACACCAGACACCCAGGCCAUAUUAAUAUUCCCCGGUCUGUGAUGAGACAAGGGCAACAUAAGUCAUAUCACACAGUAGGCGUCCUUCGCAAAAUGUAGCACGGCAUGCGGCUCCUCGACAAGCCCAGUAAACGUUUGCCUUGUAGGAAAAAAACGUCAACUAUUCCAAUGACACAUUUAGCAUAGUUUUGUUCGUGUACGCAUUUGUUGAUGUUGCUGUGUUGAGUAAUUGAAUAUACUUAAGCAUCAGCUAGAUGGACUUCUAACACGGUAAGCUAAGUAGUGUAAUGAGUAAUGUCAGCCGUCAUGUCACACUUCAAUGUUCAGUAGCAGUGUCAGGUGCUCGUCGUUCACGCCACGAGAGUAACCUUGAAUGUACUCACGCAGUAGUACACGGAGUAGUGAUGGCUGAUGGGUCGUCCCCGGCUUCACACCACCCGGCUCAGAUAGCGAUAAUGCCACCGCUACAAAGAGCAUGACCUUGAGUGAAGUGGUGACGCCGUGGGCCCAUGGUGACGUGAAAUGAGGCGGCAGAUGUGGAAAGGGUUGGUAGAGAUGCACGCUUUGUUAACUUUGUGUACUACGUUUAGCUGUAUGAACUCACUAAGGAUGUUUUGAAUUAUAAUCGCAGUACAUAUGUUAGUAUUUUAAGUACGAUAAAGGUUUAAGCAUAACGCACAUGUGCCAAUGAUAUAUCCGUGCAUUCAAUGUUUCCACUUCCUGGUGUGUGGACAUAUUUAGUUGUAUUACAAGGUAGUCAGUGAAGCUGUAAUUUGUGAAUGCAAUGCAAUACAAAGGUGCAAUGAUGAGUGCUAACGAUGCAUGUGUAGUAUGUACCUACAUCGGUAAGGAAGUUUUAAGUUUAUCUCGUUUUAUGUAUGAUGUCGCUAUAUUUUUGUAUAUACAUAUAUGAAAAACAAAACAAGAAUGUGACCUUCAGCUUGUUUACGUCUAUUGUAGAAACAGAAGGGAUGAUUGAUAAAACAGUAGAGACAA